AUGGCCUCCUCACGAACUCCUCUCCUUGCAGAUCCUCAUCGCAAUUCCCUCGAGUCAAACUACGAUCACGAAGACGACGAAGAAACCCCUUUCCUCUACGGCUUCGCGACCACAUCCCCUACGCGCCCGUUCGCGACGAGCUUCAAACCAAGCCUCACUCUGCGAGCCCUCGCUCUCGUCCUCGCGAUCCCCGCAUUCAUCAUCUUUGUCACACAUGGUCCUCUUUAUGCGGGUGUAAUCGUAUUCCUCUCUUUCGCGAUUGCACGACAGGUCAUUGUACUUGGGUCGCAUUUUGGCAGUCAGUUCGUGCUCAUAAAGAUCGAGGUGGUGCAUCCGAGAUUGAAGGAUGUUUCCGCCAGGGCGCAAGAAUCGUGGAUCCAGAAGUCUGCGGCUGCCACCAUAGAUGGGAUCAUACUUUUGGGGAUGUUGAUCACUUUGAGCUUGAUCGCGCAUCAGGUUGAUGUCUGUGGUGGGCCUUGCGAUUUGCCGCCUUCGACUACUGCUGCUGUGAUUUUGGGGUUCAUUACUUUUGGUCUGCUACUGUUGUCAGUUCCCGACUUUGGAAACCCGAACCUGCUCGCCCUAGCUAUUGCAGUAGAGAAGCCCGUUGGCGGGGUAUACAAGUUAGCUACAAGCGUGCUGUUUGGUGAGCCAGAGGAAUCGGAAGAUGAUUCAAACGAAUACCAUGAUCAUCGUUACAUUGGGAAAAGCCGCCCACAAAUGUCUGCAGGAUCCGAUGUAUGA
Mollisia scopiformis is the source of this 744-nucleotide messenger RNA. RefSeq lists its product as uncharacterized. The record is from RefSeq and is a predicted model, not a curated record. Bases 1 to 744 code for a protein of 247 amino acids. The transcript has 2 exons. Lineage: Eukaryota; Fungi; Ascomycota; Leotiomycetes; Helotiales; Mollisiaceae.